AUGGCUUCCUCCUCUUUCACCUCCGUCCUCGAGCUGCAGGACAUGCACCUGCCAGCCCCGCCAGUACGAGCGGCGAAGCAUGUCGCCGACGGGUCGCAUCUCCGUGACGGGUCGCAUCUCCGUGACGGGUCGCACCUCCGUGACGGGUCGCACCUCCGUGACGGGUCGCAUCCCCGUGACGGGUCGCCUCCCCCUCCGGCCGCCGUUCCGCCGCCGGCCGAGCUGGGCAGUUUGGAGUCCCUCGCAAGACCGGCGACACGCGCGGCCGAGUCCUGGAACGAGCCGAAGCGCAACUCGUACCGGCUCGGCGCUGCCUUCUGGUGCUUUCUCGUCAUGGGUGCCAACGACUCUGCCUACGGCUGCCGCGUCGUCGUCCGUCGACCGUCGCCCGACGGUAUCGUCGAUUCUUGGCCCCGUGCUGAUGGAAGCCCGGCGCAGCUCGAACGGUACUACGGCCUCAGCUACGUCGUCGUCUCCCUCGUCUUCCUCUCGCCCUUUCUCGGCUACGUCUCAUCCGCCAUCCUCAACGACUACCUGCACCGCCGGCUCGGCCAGCGCGGCGUCUCCGUCGUCUGCGCCCUGAGCCACCUGGCCGCCUACGCCAUCAUCGCCGGACACCCGCCCUACCCCGUCCUCGUCUUUGCCUUUCUCGUCGCCGGCUUCGGCAACGGCGUCGCCGACGCCGCCUGGAACGCGUGGGUCGGAAACCUCGCCCGCUCGAGCGAGCUGCUCGGCUUCCUCCACGCCCUCUACGGCGCCGGCGGCGUCGUGAGCCCGCUCGUGGCAACCACCAUGGUCGCCAAGGCUGGCCUGGAGUGGUACUCCUUUUACUACAUCAUGAUUGGCCUCGCCAUCGUCGAGCUCGUCACCUUGACCGGCGCCUUCUGGCACUCGACCGGCGCCGUCUAUCGCGCCACAUGCGGCGAGCACGGCGAGGGCGGUGCCGGCGGUCGGUCGAGCCUCGUCGAUGCCCUCUUCCGCAUGCCCUCGGCCCGCGUCUGCUGGGUGGCCGCCCUCUUCCUGUUCUGCUACGUCGGCGUCGAGGUCGCCCUCGGCGGCUGGAUCGUCACCUUCAUGCUCAAGGUCCGUCAGGGCGACGAGUUUGCGAGCGGCAUGUCCGCCGUCGGCUUCUGGCUCGGCAUCACCGUCGGCCGCGCCGUCCUCGGCUUCGUGACGCCGCGCAUCGGCGUCAAGACGUCGACCGCCGUGUACAUUGUCGUCGCCAUGGGCCUCAACCUCGUCUUUUGGUUCGUCCCCCAGUUCCACGUCUCGGCCGUCGCCGUCGCACUCCAGGGCUUCUUCCUCGGCCCCAUCUUCCCCAACACCAUCCUCGUCGCCGGCCGGCUGCUCCCGAAACACCAGCACGUCAGCGUCAUAGGCUUCGCCUCGGCCUUUGGCGGCUGCGGCGCCGCCCUGCUGCCCUUCCUCACCGGCUUGCUGGCGCAGUCGUCCGGCGUCGGCGUUUUGCUGCCCAUGACGCUCGUGCUGCUGGGGACCAUGCUCUUCAUCUGGCUGCUGUUUCCGCCCAUCGAGAAGAAGAGAGACUAG
Messenger RNA from Drechmeria coniospora, 1548 nucleotides. RefSeq lists its product as uncharacterized. The transcript is spliced from 4 exons. Gene Ontology annotation, biological process: transmembrane transport. Gene Ontology annotation, cellular component: membrane. The record is from RefSeq and is a predicted model, not a curated record. Bases 1 to 1548 code for a protein of 515 amino acids. Gene Ontology annotation, molecular function: transmembrane transporter activity. NCBI's taxonomy places the organism in Eukaryota, Fungi, Ascomycota, Sordariomycetes, Hypocreales, Ophiocordycipitaceae.